GUAGGAAAUCUCUUUUCGAUUCGAUCAACGCGCUGUACGUGAUAGAGAGAGAUAUCAUCGCCAUAAUGCCGCCUCUUUCUCCAUCUUCCUCUUCUUCACUCCAACCCUAAUUUUGGUUCACCUUUUGCCCGCACUUCUUGCCUUUGUGUUUGCUUCCUUGUCCCAUGCCAUCCUGACUUCUUCUCCGCCUUUGAUUUUUGUUGUUCGCCGAGACUUGGACACGGUCAAGGCUCUGAAGAUCUCUUUUUGUCCAAUUGUCCUGGGAGGGGCUUAGACUGGGAGCUAGGAUUCCGUUUGAUCGUGGUUUUGGGAGUUAUGGAACCACGCGUUGGGAAUAAGUUUCGACUAGGCCGGAAGAUCGGUAGCGGAUCGUUCGGAGAGAUCUACCUCGGUACUAAUAUUCAGACGAAUGAGGAGGUUGCGAUUAAGCUUGAAAAUGUCAAGACAAAGCAUCCGCAGUUGCUUUAUGAAUCAAAGUUGUAUAAAAUACUACAAGGAGGAACUGGAAUCCCAAAUGUCAGAUGGUUUGGCGUUGAAGGAGACUAUAAUGUUCUCGUGAUGGAUUUGCUGGGACCCAGUCUUGAAGACUUAUUCAACUUUUGCAGUAGGAAGUUGUCUCUUAAGACUGUUCUUAUGCUUGCAGAUCAGAUGAUUAAUCGAGUUGAGUUUGUUCAUUCCAAAUCAUUUCUGCAUCGGGAUAUUAAGCCUGACAACUUCCUUAUGGGUUUAGGGAGGCGUGCAAAUCAGGUCUACAUCAUUGACUUUGGUCUCGCUAAGAAGUAUAGAGACACUUCAACGCAUCAACAUAUUCCUUAUAGAGAAAAUAAGAAUUUGACGGGAACUGCAAGAUAUGCAAGCAUGAAUACUCACCUUGGCAUCGAACAAAGCCGCAGGGAUGAUUUAGAAUCACUUGGAUAUGUUCUUAUGUAUUUCUUAAGAGGAAGUCUUCCUUGGCAGGGACUGAAAGCGGGAACUAAGAAGCAAAAGUAUGAGAAGAUUAGUGAGAAGAAAGUAUCAACUUCUACUGAGGCCUUAUCUCGUGGUUAUCCUACAGAAUUUGCUUCAUACUUCCAUUACUGCCGUUCUCUACGGUUUGAUGAUAAACCAGAUUAUGCUUAUCUCAAAAGACUCUUCCGUGACCUUUUUAUUCGUGAAGGCUUUCAGUUUGAUUACGUGUUUGAUUGGACCAUUUUGAAAUAUCAACAAUCCCAGAUUGCCACUCCACCUAACCGGACUCUUGGUUCUGGUGCUGGACCCAGCUCUGGUGUGCCACCAACUGCAGCAAAUGCUGAUAAACAAUCAGGUGGGGAAGAAGGUAGAACUAUUGGUUGGUCUUCUGCAGAUCCCUCUCGUAGGAGACACUCUGGACCACUUAUAAAUGCUGGAGGCUUGUCUAAGCAGAAAAGCCCAGUCGUGAAUGACUCAACUGCAGCUAAAGAUUCUAUGUUAUCAAGUUCUAAUUUCUUGCGAUCAAGUGCAUCGUCGAGGCGAGCUGCUGCCUCUAGCAAUCGCGAUGCAGUAAUUAUUAGCAGUGAAGCUGACCCUUCUCGCACUAACACAGCAGAUGCAAGUGCAGGAGCUCUUCUUAAAAUUUCCAGUGGGCAAAGAAGUUCACCUGUUAUAUCAUCCGAGCACCGGACACCUUCAGCAAGAAAUGCCUCAAAUAUAAAGAACCUCGACUCAACCCUUAGGGGUAUUGAGAGCCUGCAUUUUAACAAUGAUGAGAGGGUACAGUUAUAGCCGCACCCGUUCUUAAUGCCGCACCUGUAGAAUGAUCCACAUCGAGGGGACAAUCUCUCAAACC
Messenger RNA from Juglans regia (Persian walnut), 1804 nucleotides. RefSeq names its product casein kinase 1-like protein 2. Gene Ontology annotation, cellular component: cytoplasm; nucleus. Gene Ontology annotation, molecular function: protein serine/threonine kinase activity; ATP binding. The coding region runs from base 316 to 1740 and encodes 474 amino acids. NCBI's taxonomy places the organism in Eukaryota, Viridiplantae, Streptophyta, Magnoliopsida, Fagales, Juglandaceae. The record is from RefSeq and is a predicted model, not a curated record. The transcript is spliced from 14 exons. Gene Ontology annotation, biological process: signal transduction; peptidyl-serine phosphorylation; endocytosis.